Molecule: messenger RNA, 4899 nt
Organism: Cladophialophora bantiana CBS 173.52
Lineage: Eukaryota; Fungi; Ascomycota; Eurotiomycetes; Chaetothyriales; Herpotrichiellaceae
Exons: 2
Coding region: 1-4899 (1632 amino acids)
Molecular function (GO): protein binding
Source: RefSeq, a predicted model, not a curated record
AUGGCAUCUCAAGCAUCGGGAGAAGCCUGUGGCAAUUCAGGCUCCAUCAAACACUGGCAAGCUCUACGAAGAGCAUACUCAUCAGGCGCGUUGAAUCCCAAUAGACCACAAGGCGAUGUACACGAGAUAUCGUCCAAGAUUCAGUGGCCCAACCGUGGAGACUAUUACCACUUCCUCGAGUGCUUGAAACGUGCCGAUGAGAAAAGGCGUAAUACCAAACCGUCUGUGGCCUACUGUCAGUUAUCUCAACUUGUUGUCGACCGACAGUACGGUAGUUUUUCCUUGCGCCACUGCAUCCCAGUACCAGACGUGCUUGCUGGAUCGAACUGGACAGACACCACCGCCGAGAAGCAAAAGCGCUACUACUGUUACCUGCGACCAGCAGUUCCCACGACAGAAACUAGGUAUAGGAGUGGCGGAAAGCAUCUCCAGUUUGACUUGUUUUGCACAAUCUUCUACUCAGAUGAAUAUCAAUCAGCUAAACAGAAGCCUGGCGCUGAUCGUCUUGUACGAGAUCUUCGUAAUGAGGCGAUCAAGAGAUCGCAAUUGGAGAACAUCAGUUCCCGCUCUAUCAGUGCAUUGCUCUUGAGGCACUUUGGAAACGGCAUCUGCCUAGGAAAGUACUCUUCGGCUGGAGGAUGGAUGCCGCUGCCCUUAAAGAUACAUGUUCAGGUGGCGCCGGGGUCGUGGAAGCAGUGUUUGUUCAUAGUCUUCGGCGAUGAAAGUUUCUUCUUCUAUCCCGUGGAUGUCCCAGAGCUCAGAGAGGCCAUUGUCAAUGCUUGGGGUAUUCGGCCUGUUUCACCUGUCUCACAGCACCUGACAGGUGUAUCCGGGACGAAAAAUCAGCCCUCUCGGAGCGAAAGUCCGCGAAAAGAACGAGAGACUGUGGAGACGAAGGCAUUGUCAACGCAGCGACAAGGCGAUCAUCGAGGCAGGAGACAACGACAUUCGCGCUGGGCCCUACGGGGUCCUCAUGCAGGUGCGGCUGGGGCACGCAAUCUCAACGCGCCAUCUCAGCAGGUUGAGACAAGCGUGCAGGCUUCGCGUACGUCACCCGAUGAUGCAGUUGUCUCGAAUCCGGCUCUUCCUAUCCGUGGGCGAACUAGAAGGCGACUGCGGAGGCUUGAUGGCUCUAGAAUACUUCUUCCUUCUCAGGUCAGUACAUCAGCCCCUCCCUCGGGCGGGCGGAGCGGUAUCGAGUCAUUUCAGAGUGAAGAAAUGGAUCCCAUGUCAUCAAGGGCCUUCAGACAUGUAACCACGGAUGUGAGCGUUGAAUCGGACCAGGUUCAUAUGUUUAUCGAUCCUAUACCUGUGACCAUCAGCCAACGCUACGUCCAGAAGCCAACUACAGAGAUAACAGACACUGAAGCCACUCAUGACCAUGAUUUGCCCCCGCAUUCUACUGCCGGCUCAAUCUUAGUACCUGUAUUGAGGCUUUCGAGUCACAAUGCGAAAAACACUGGCAAGCUAUCAUCACAGCCCAGGACUGGCAAGGUCUACGUCCUAAUGUCGUUUCAGACACCUCGAAAGAACUUGGUUCAUAAAGGAUUAGAGAUGGCCGUGGCGGUCAUCGAAGAUCGAAACGGCUUGAUUGGGUCGCAUAUGAUCGAAGAAUCGUUUGAUCAGUGGGUCAAAGUUCGUCCGGUGCAGAACCUCCACAGAGCUUUGUUGGAUGCCGACCAUGAAGCCUUCCGCCUUGGGUGGGCCCAGAACAAUGACACUCGGCCUUUGGGUGAAAGUGCUAUUUCCGACUCGAGCUACUGGUAUAAGUUUUCUCGCUUUGUCAUGAUCUCUACUAGCUCACGGAGCUUGCCAUACUCGCAUGGGUAUGGCACUGUGAACAACAACCCGAUUGUCUACGUGCGGACGGACCAUGAGGCGAUACUCGACGUGGACAGUAUUACAGCCACCUCCCCAUACCCACGCUCUCGAGCGACCUGGUCUGACGAAGUGGCAGACGGUUCAGCCCCGGAAUGUAUGUGUGGAUCCAUGAGAGUUGGAGGAAUGCAACAUAAUGUCGAAAAUUGCAAGCUCAUCAUAAAAAGGGAGCCAGGACCUUGGGAAAAGAAUCCUGCGCCAGAAGGUCUCCAAGAAGCAGUAUACGCAGAGACUAAAGCAUCGACGUUUCUUACAGAAAAAUCACCCGUCAACUCUCGGCAUGGGUAUAUCAACAUCAAAUCUCACAGAUUUGCCGCCGACACAAUUCUAAUGGCAAGCAAGCAAGUGGGCUUCUGGAGACACAACCAAGGACCUGGAGCUCGCAUUUCGCUCACUUGUCAUCCUCCACGAGAAUCGUCUUUUCAAGGGUUCAUCGAUCUUCGUUUAGGUGACCGACCUCUGAGAAGAGUGGCUUAUCCUUUCGAUUUCAGUCAUUUACAUCUGGUGGAUUCCAAAACAUUGGAUCUACAACUGAAAAAUCCGAAACUGUGGUCUGAGCGGAAACUUGAAGAUUUUAUACUACCUUUCCAGACCCCAGACAAGGAGAUAGCUUCUAUCCUUGAUCUAGAUGAUCAUGGGAAUUGCUCAUCCCAGAAGGCUGACGAAAUUUACCUACUCUUUACUUCGCCUCCGUUUUAUUGGGAUACGCAUGUGGUGGGAUCGCUUUUGCAUCUUGCCAGUCUCUGGGCUUUGCGGGAUACAGUCAAGCUCUUACUUAGCAGGGGAUAUGAUCCUAAUGCUCAGACCUCGACUGAGAGUCUCGCCACCCCACUUCUCUGCGCUACGGCUGCGGAACAACCACAAAUCAUCCAGGAUCUCCUCGCGGCAGGAGCACAUCCAAAUCCUCUUCGGCGGCCGGGAUAUUGGGGAUCGUGCUCGAUACCAAGCGUGUUCCAUCUACUAGUAGACUGGGAAAGUCAAAGCGCAGCAAUCCAGAUUGCUUGGAGCGUCCUCCGAGCGGGAGGUGACAUCAACUGGAAAUAUCAAGAGUCCGAACCCAAAGCAUUCUCCCUCACACCUCUGCGGUACGCGAUUUCAGAAGGAAAAGCAGAGCUUGUGGAAGCAUUUCUUGACAUGGGCGCGCACUUUGCGACUACCACAGUCUGGAGUCCGGGCCAGCGACGAGUUUGCCUCUUGGAGACACCCUCUACUAAUGUCAGAAUCUUGGAAUCAUACUUCAGAUACAUUCAACGCCAUGACUACGAUUUACCUUCAGACUUCUCCGCGACACCAUUAGGUUUGCUGCUGGUCGAAAACGAUGGGUCUGAUAGAAGAAGCCGAAGAGGGUUUGACGAUCCCACUGAGGCUAUCUUCGCUUUUGAAAGUCUUCUGAAAUUGCAGCCCGGCUAUGAAGGAGAAGCCCUGGCAGCUAUUGUUCGGCAUGACCAUCUAUACCUUGCUGAGCAUGUGUUGCACAACAAAUUGCGGGCCGUGGAAUCGCGAUGGAAAGGGCUGAGCUUGCUUCAUAUUGCCGUCCUCUACGGAAGACCCAAAAUGUGCUCACUCCUUCUGGGGCAUGGUGCCAACGCGACUGCGGUCACAACCAAGCGGCAGCUCACUUGUCUACACCUUUUGGCAAUGUUCCCGCGGAAUCCAAAGGCCGACGAGGCGAUUCUGUCCUCAUUGCUUCCGAUGGGUAUCCCGAUCAAUGCCAAAGAAACUGUCGAUGAUCUGACGGCCUUCCACAUGGCUGUCCGAAACCAGAAGACACAUCUCCUCUCACCUUUCAUUCAAGCCGGGGCAAACAUCAUGCUGCCCGUGUACGACAGACUUGGAAUUCUCGCCGAGGGGCGUUACGGUAGUUUAAAGACCGUUUCUAAUCGACCUCAGUGUGUCCUCGACGAUAUCCACAUCACCGGCGAAGUGCUCUGGCAGUUUGUCCAGGACUCAGCCUACCCUUUGGAAUUCGUGAUCGUGCUCCUCGAAAUUAUCCUGCCUUCCACUGCAGGUGAUAGCAUAUUCUAUUUUGACUCCAAACGGACGGUCUCGCUCCUUCACGUCAUCGCCACGGUUCGUGAUAAGUCAGUGUUUGACAAGCUAUUCAAAGCGGUCAGAGAUCACUUUUCAGACAAUUCAUACAUCCAUGUCCCAGAUUCCCAUGGCGAUUCUCCUUUACACUAUGCUGCUGCUGUGCACAAGAUCCAUAACAUCCGCACCUUAGUGUCAACCGGUGCUGACAUUUCUGCAAUGAACAAGCUGGGACUUGCUCCCCAUGAAUUAGCUGCUUGGUCUGCAUUGUACUUAAGUGGCCGGUACAUGAAGCUUACUCAUGCCGGUGAAACACCUGUGGUGACGCAGGACCAUUCGUGGGACCAGCCUGGACAGACCUACGGCCAUGGGAGAAAUUUCCGGGAGGUCCGUACCGAACUGAAAGCGGUGCUGAACUUUUUCAAGAAGCGCGGGCGUGAAGUUUCUCCCCCACUGGAACGGCUGGUCCUUGCCUGGAACGGAGCGGACAUGCCAAAGGGCCACCAGACUUUCUCUCGGCAAGGCGUUGGCAAGCUUGCGCUGCAUCUAGUGCCGAUCGACGCGGUGGAUCUCAAGGUUAUCGGAGUCGAUGGCCUUGAAAUGGGCGGCAUUGCUGCCAAUGACGAAGGCAAUGGAAAAAGUGAUGGAGCCAAAGGCACAAUUAAAACUUUUUACGACAUGUCUAUGUCGAUCUCAACUGGCGAUGACCAAUUUUGGGGAUCUCGGGAACGAAACGAAUCAGAAUUUGAGGACGAGAGCGGUGGCGAAGACGACGAGGAUCAGGAAGCCCAGAGCAGUGAUAACAGGGACGACUACGAGUCAACCGAAGCAGAAAUCGAGGAUGAUGAAGAACCAGGGCCAUCCAAGUGGCCGCAACAUGGCUAUCUGGAGCUGACGCCUGAGCAACAGACAUACCUUGAUAGCUUCUUCGUGGAUGACACGCCACUGGCUGUGUUGAUGGGAAGAGGGCGCGCGAAGAGUUUUAGUCUUUGA